UCUGCUUCGGAAGCGGCUCUGCGACGACGCGACGUCGGUGUUUGUUCUGGAAACCGCCCGUCUUCGACUCCGCUCGACUCGCUCUCUCCGUCGUGGAAUCACUGGAGCUAAACGAGAAGAGUAAAAGCAGGCAGAGAUGGAGAAGAUGAAGAUUGAAGAGGUUCAAUCCACGACGAAGAAGCAGCGAAUCGCCACCCACACUCACAUCAAGGGCCUUGGCCUCGAUGCCAGUGGAAUGGCAAUGCCUUUGGCCUCUGGCUUUGUGGGUCAGGCAGAGGCCAGGGAAGCUGCAGGUCUCGUGGUCGACAUGAUACGACAAAAACGGAUGGCUGGUCGAGCGCUUCUUCUGGCCGGUCCACCUGGUACUGGGAAGACAGCUUUGGCCCUUGGAAUAUCCCAAGAACUUGGGAGUAAGGUACCAUUCUGCCCCAUGGUCGGAUCAGAGGUGUACUCUUCAGAAGUAAAGAAAACUGAGGUUUUGAUGGAAAAUUUUAGGCGGGCUAUUGGACUGCGUAUAAAGGAAAAUAAAGAGGUGUAUGAAGGAGAGGUUACUGAACUUUCUCCAGAAGAAACUGAGAGUGUGACUGGUGGCUAUGGCAAAAGCAUUAGCCAUGUGAUCAUUGGAUUAAAAACUGUCAAAGGAACAAAGCAACUAAAGUUGGACCCGACCAUAUAUGAUGCUUUGAUCAAGGAAAAAGUUGCUGUUGGUGAUGUCAUAUACAUUGAAGCAAAUAGUGGAGCAGUCAAAAGAGUCGGUAGAAGUGAUGCUUUUGCAACAGAAUUUGACCUUGAAGCAGAAGAGUAUGUCCCACUUCCUAAAGGAGAGGUUCAUAAAAAGAAGGAGAUAGUUCAGGAUGUAACAUUACAUGAUCUGGAUGCUGCAAAUGCACGGCCUCAAGGUGGACAGGACAUAUUAUCUCUAAUGGGUCAGAUGAUGAAGCCUAGAAAGACAGAGAUAACUGACAAGUUAAGGCAAGAAAUAAAUAAGGUUGUUAACCGCUAUAUUGAUGAAGGCAUUGCUGAGCUCGUUCCUGGUGUUCUAUUUAUUGAUGAGGUACAUAUGCUGGAUAUGGAGUGCUUUUCAUACCUGAAUCGUGCUUUAGAAAGCUCACUAUCACCAAUAGUGAUCUUUGCCACAAAUAGAGGGAUAUGUAAUGUUAGGGGGACUGAUAUGACUAGUCCUCAUGGCAUUCCUGUUGACUUGUUGGAUCGUUUGGUGAUUAUUCGAACACAAAUAUAUGGUCCUGCUGAAAUGAUACAGAUUAUAGCAAUUCGUGCUCAGGUGGAGGAAUUGGUUGUGGACGAAGAAAGUUUAGCCUAUCUGGGAGAAAUUGGUCAACUGACGUCCUUAAGGCAUGCAGUACAGCUGUUAUCACCGGCCAGCGUUGUGGCCAAGAUGAAUGGGCGAGAUGGCAUUUGCAAGGCGGACCUUGAGGAAGUGACUUCUCUGUACCGUGAUGCCAAGUCUUCAGCAAAGUUGCUUCAGGAGCAGCAGGAAAAGUACAUCUCAUGAAAAUUUUGCAACUUAUGAUGUUGGAAAGAUGCCAUCCUUCAAAUGGUGUUGGUGUCUCGGGUAAAAGUUGGUGGUCCUCGCUUCAAAGAAUUCAGCUUCUCCUUUUGGCUGCUAGAUUGUCGUACAGAAGGCUAAUGGCGGAAGUGACUUACGAGUGGAUGGCUGAAAUGUCUCUUUUGAUUCUUGAGCAGCUAGGCACUGAUUUUAGUGUAUGAUCUCUUGGUCUGUGAGGCAAUAUGAUUUAUCUCUGGUCUUUGGGCAUGCUAGAUCGUCCACUCAAGGUGAUUCGGGUAUGUCGUGGUAAA
Messenger RNA from Rhodamnia argentea, 1818 nucleotides. Its product is annotated as ruvB-like protein 1. Gene Ontology annotation, biological process: box C/D snoRNP assembly; chromatin remodeling; regulation of transcription by RNA polymerase II. The record is from RefSeq and is a predicted model, not a curated record. The transcript has 12 exons. Gene Ontology annotation, cellular component: R2TP complex; NuA4 histone acetyltransferase complex; Swr1 complex. The coding region runs from base 137 to 1513 and encodes 458 amino acids. Lineage: Eukaryota; Viridiplantae; Streptophyta; Magnoliopsida; Myrtales; Myrtaceae. Gene Ontology annotation, molecular function: ATP binding; DNA helicase activity; ATP hydrolysis activity.